Nannospalax galili (Upper Galilee mountains blind mole rat) is the source of this 3470-nucleotide messenger RNA. RefSeq names its product exocyst complex component 6 (gene Exoc6). NCBI's taxonomy places the organism in Eukaryota, Metazoa, Chordata, Mammalia, Rodentia, Spalacidae. Gene Ontology annotation, cellular component: exocyst; membrane. Gene Ontology annotation, biological process: exocytosis; intracellular protein transport; Golgi to plasma membrane transport. The record is from RefSeq and is a predicted model, not a curated record.
CGGUCUGCGCGGCGCCGCGCCGGGCCAGCUCCUCAGCUUCCAGCCAAGAUGGCGGAGAGCGGCGAGGCGCUGGGCACGGUCCCGGAGCACGAGCGGAUCUUGCAGGAGAUUGAGAGCACUGACACCGCCUGCGUAGGGCCCACUCUCCGGUCUGUGUAUGAUGACCAACCAAACGCACACAAGAAGUUUAUGGAAAAGUUAGAUGCUUGUAUCCGCAAUCAUGACAAGGAAAUUGAAAAAAUGUGUAAUUUUCAUCAUCAGGGUUUUGUAGAUGCUAUUACAGAACUUCUUAAAGUCAGGACUGAUGCAGAAAAACUGAAGGUGCAAGUUACUGAUACCAACAGAAGGUUUCAAGAUGCUGGAAAAGAGGUGAUAGUACAAACAGAAGAUAUUAUUCGAUGUAGAAUUCAGCAGAGAAAUAUUACAACUGUAGUAGAGAAAUUGCAGUUAUGCCUUCCAGUGCUGGAAAUGUACAGUAAACUAAAAGAACAGAUGAAUGCAAAAAGAUAUUAUUCAGCCCUUAAAACUAUGGAACAAUUAGAGAAUGUGUACUUUCCCCGGGUUAGUCAGUACCGCUUUUGUCAGCUAAUGAUGGAAACUCUUCCUAAACUCCGUGAAGAUAUUAAAGAAAUCUCCAUGUCUGAUCUCAAGGACUUUUUGGAAAGCAUUCGAAAACAUUCUGACAAAAUAGGUGAAACAGCAAUGAAACAGGCACAACAGCAGAAAAUCUUCAGUGUUGUUCUACAGAAACAAAAUAAUAUGAAAUUUGGGAAAAAUAUGCAUAUAAAUGAUGACAGAGUUUCAGAAGAAAAGAAUGAUGUAUUGAAACAUGUACUUGAAGAGGAGACUGAGAAUGAAGAGGAGGGUGAUGAAGAAACAUUUGAAAAUUAUUACCGAAAGCAAAGAAAGAAACAAGCAAGACUGGUAUUACAGCCCCAGUCAAGUAUGCAUGAAACUGUUGAUGGCUAUAGAAGAUAUUUCACUCAAAUUGUAGGAUUUUUUGUGGUGGAAGAUCACAUUUUACAUGUGACCCAAGGAUUAGUAACCAGAGCAUACACUGAUGAACUUUGGAACAUGGCGCUCUCAAAGAUAAUUGCUGUCCUUAGAGCUCAUUCAUCUUACUGCAGUGAUCCGGAUCUUGUUCUGGAAUUGAAGAAUCUCAUCGUAAUUUUUGCAGAUACUUUGCAGGGUUAUGGUUUUCCAGUCAACCGACUUUUUGACCUUUUAUUUGACAUAAGAGAUCAAUACAAUGAAACACUGCUUAAGAAAUGGGCUGGUAUCUUCAGGGACAUUUUUGAAGAAGAUAAUUAUAGCCCCAUCCCUAUUGCCAGUGAAGAAGAGUAUAAAAUGGUCACCAGCAAAUUUCCCUUUCAAGAUCCAGACCUUGAAAAGCAAUCUUUCCCAAAGAAAUUUCCCAUGUCUCAGUCAGUGCCUCUUAUUUAUAUUCAAGUUAAAGAAUUUAUUUAUGCCAGCCUUAAAUUUUCAGAGUCACUACACCGAAGUUCCACAGAAAUAGAUGAUAUGCUUAGAAAGUCAACUAAUCUGCUGCUGACCAGAACUUUGAGUAGCUGUUUACUGAAUCUUAUUAGAAAACCUCAUAUAGGUUUGACAGAGCUGGUGCAAAUCAUCAUAAACACAACACACCUGGAACAAGCUUGCAAAUACCUUGAGGACUUCAUAACUAACAUCACAAAUAUAUCUCAAGAAACUGUUCAUACCACAAGACUUUAUGGACUUUCUACUUUUAAGGAUGCUCGACAUGCAGCAGAAGGAGAAAUAUAUACCAAACUUAAUCAAAAAAUUGAUGAAUUUGUUCAGCUGGCUGAUUAUGACUGGACAAUGGCUGAAUCAGAUGGAAGAGCUAGUGGUUAUUUAAUGGAUCUUAUUAAUUUUUUGAGAAGCAUCUUCCAAGUGUUUACUCAUUUGCCCGGGAAAGUUGCCCAAACAGCUUGUAUGUCAGCCUGCCAGCAUCUGUCAACCUCCUUAAUGCAGAUGCUUCUGGACAGUGAGUUAAAGCAGAUAAGCAUGGGAGCCAUUCAGCAGUUUAACCUAGAUGUCAUACAGUGUGAAUUGUUUGCCAGCUCUGAGCCUGUGCCAGGAUUCCAAGGGGACACCCUGCAGCUAGCAUUCAUUGACCUCCGACAACUCCUUGACCUGUUUAUGGUUUGGGACUGGUCUACUUAUCUAGCUGAUUAUGGACAGCCGGCAUCCAAGUACCUUCGUGUGAACCCAAACACAGCCCUUACACUUUUGGAGAAGAUGAAGGAUAUGAACAAAAAGAACAAUAUAUUUGCUCAGUUCAGAAAGAACGAUCGAGACAAGCAGAAGUUGAUAGAGACAGUUGUGAAGCAGCUCAGAAGUUUGGUGAAUGGCAUGUCCCAGCACACGUAGAGGCAUGUUGCUCGCACUGUGACAUCAAAUCCAUGCCUGAGCAUUUCUCUCUGGAGCACGGGUCAUGACGCAGUGAUUUGUUUACAGAAUUUAAAGAACAGUAAAGAAAACACGCUGAUGAGGGCUUAAACAAGUAAUGAUAACAAAUACCAUUUGUAUGCAUUUUUAAAUAACUGAAUAAUAUUUUAUAUAUGAAAAUGUAACCUUAAUUUUUUUUAAUUUUAGAGGAAAAGACAAAACUGUAAUAUAUAAAUCAAAUUGUAUAUGUAAACUGAUUGAAGAUGCAUUAGAAAAACUUGUGUCUGUACUUCUAAGUAUUUUUUUUCUCCUAUUUAAACUUGAAUGAGCUUGCUUUUGCUUCAGGGUAGUUGGGGAUACAGUUAUGUCUGAUAGAGGAAGAUUUCACUGUCAUUGUUGGGCUUUUUAGCUUUUAUUUUAACCUCAGUGUACUUAAGUGCUCUGAAAUUUUUAAUUCUGCUAAUUCUGAGGGGGGAAAUACACAAAUCUUCAAAAUUCCUGAAAAUCAUACUCAGUAAGGAUGUAAAUUAUUUGUUAUAGUUGGAUCGUUGAGCUUAAUCGUUCUGAAUAUGAAGAAAAAAUUCUGGAUUUUUCCAAAACCGAAGUCAUUAUUUCUAUCUAUAUUUCUUGUAGCUGACCCCAUUCUAAAGUUUGUUUUAGUUUGGUUCAAGUUAAAAGAGAAGACACUUAAAGGGCUGAUAACUUAAGGUGUAGCUUGUCCCAAAGUAGAUAAUGAAGUCAGCACAGCACAGGCAUAACUCUGUUCAAGUAGUCAGUCCAUCUCAGUACUGUCUAGAUACUUUGGAGGCCGACUGAGCCAGCUCAAUUCUGGAAACCAUAUAAGGCAGAUGGACCUUUUCCUCUGUGUCAGGGUGACCCAACUGGCAAUGUAAACUCGACCUUUACUUUCUCCUGUUGUAAUUAUGCUGAGAUACCUCCUUUGCAUUUUCCGGAUUUUUGCCUGUAAGACUAUCUGACUCUGUAAAAUAGGUGUAAAGAGCCAUGUUUACAUCUCUUGAUUUUUGUGAUGAAACAUUAAAAAGGUUGAGAGCUACUGACUA